Molecule: messenger RNA, 2509 nt
Organism: Cuculus canorus (common cuckoo)
Lineage: Eukaryota; Metazoa; Chordata; Aves; Cuculiformes; Cuculidae
Gene: CHST13
Product: carbohydrate sulfotransferase 13
Exons: 8
Coding region: 1167-2078 (303 amino acids)
Biological process (GO): carbohydrate biosynthetic process; proteoglycan biosynthetic process
Cellular component (GO): membrane
Molecular function (GO): sulfotransferase activity
Source: RefSeq, a predicted model, not a curated record
UUACUCAGUGUUUCUCUGCUGUAUGUGUUCUGAAUUUAAAAGACAUCUGCUUCACUUCAGCUGUAUCCCCCACUGUCAGUCUUUGCUUCCUCCUGCUAUAUGCAUGCUAAAAUAUUGUUGGCAUGAAUAUGCAAGUAAAAUAAAUGCAAAGCCAGCAUCAGAGAUAAUUGCUGAUCCUUUUAAAAUGUCCAAUCCUCUCAUGAGGUCUUUGAUGCUGAGGCUGUUAAGCAAAGCAGACUAAGAUUUGAAUGCUCUCUUUUCAAGCAACAAGAGCAAGCAUCUGCAAUUACUUUAUGAAAACAACCACUGGUGAGAAUUACAAAUCAAUACAUGCAAUGUGCUUGGUAUAUUUUAUUUUAAUGAAAACCUGAUUCACGCUGCAUUUGGAGUUUCUCAGCUGCCUUGUUAGAUCCCUGGCAUCAAGGCGUGGUGACAAAGGAGUGUGCCACCUCCUCCACGGCUGGGAUCACGUGGCAGAUGCUCUAUACAUCUUCUGACGCAGUUCCUCUUCGCUUGGUGUGAACCACCAGCCAGCGUGCAUCAGACAGGAUGCUGAGAGCAACUCGCUAUCAUCAUGGCACUGAUGAGCAGGCAGCUGGGAGAGGCUCCCGGCCGAGUGGCACUGCUGGAGGGAGCAAAACCUGCCAUGUCUGAAAACAUCCUGGAGACAGUGACUGCAGCUUGCCUGGCUGCUCCCGGCAGUCCCACAUCUCUUCCCAUCCUCACCCUUUCCCGGCAAUUUUGCAGGACGAAGAGCAGAUGGGGGUCACCUGUCAACACCAGCACCCUCAAAAAAGUGAUAUCUGCUGAUCUUCAGAGACUGACCUGCGCUGCACCACUAGCCUUAAAGAGGAGUCUGGACAAUCACAUUUUGGACAUUUCCCAGCUGUUAGAGCCCCUCUGGAGACAGUCAUCAGAGUCACUGAGAGGUGACAUUGCCUUUUCCACUUUCUCAGUAUCUUCCUGGCUGCAAGGCUCAUGCUCGUUUCAGAAUACCGUUCUGGCACCUGUCUACCCAGCCCUGCAGAUCACAGCACGUUCACCUCAGACUGUUGGAGGACCAGCCUUGCAUAUCUGAUGUGAUCACAGAUGGCCUCAGCCCUGCCCUCCGGGUAUGAAAUACAGACAGCAGUCAGCAGGACUCAACAGCCACAGAAGAUGGGGUUAUGAGAUCCACCUGGCAAGGGAAGGCCGGUCGCAGCCCACUCCAAGCCCUGUAUGAGAGUGACCAGUUUGAGCAGUCAUCACUGCAGGCAGUUCACCAGCAGAGACGGGAGCUGUUGAGCAACAUCUGCAACCGUUACACCCGCAAGCGACGUCUCCUGCGGUCUGAUGACUUGCGGCACUUGGUGGUGGAUGACACUCAUGGGCUACUCUACUGCUAUGUGCCCAAAGUGGCCUGCACUAACUGGAAGCGGGUGAUGAUGGUCCUGACAGGGCAAGGCAAGUACCGGGACCCACUGGAAAUCCCUGCCAAUGAGGCCCAUGUCUCAUCCAACCUGCGCACACUCUCCGAGUACAGCGUCCCCGAGAUCAACCACCGCCUGCGCAGCUACCUCAAGUUUAUCUUCGUGCGGGAGCCCUUCGAACGCCUGGUCUCGGCGUACCGCAACAAGUUCACCCGCAGCUACAACACGGCCUUCCACAAGCGCUACGGGACCAAGAUCAUCCGGCGGCACCGGCAGGAGCCCAGUGACAGAGCAUUGGAGCGUGGGGACGAUGUGCGUUUUGAGGAGUUUGUCUACUACCUGCUGGAUCCACGGACACAGCGGGAGGAGCCCUUCAACGAGCACUGGGAGCGGGUGCACUCCCUCUGCCACCCCUGCAUCGUCCACUACGACGUGGUGGGCAAGUAUGAGACCUUGGCCGAAGAUGCCAACUAUAUCCUCCAGCUGGUUGGGGCUGACACGAGCGUCAAGUUCCCAUCUUCAUCCAAGACCAGUAGGACGACAGAUGAUAUGACAGCCCAGUUCUUCCAGGACAUUAGCCCCUUCUACCAAAGGAGACUCUUUAAUUUAUACAAAAUGGACUACUUGCUUUUCAAUUACUCCAUCCCCUCGUACCUCCGCAUCCGAUGAGGUAGGGGCUGGGAGGAGAGGCAAAGGAGAGCUGGGUAACUCUCCAUCUUGCCACAAUUCCUCUCCUCCCACCCUGUGCUCAUCUCUUGAUUGAUCUUUCCCUGUGCCCUUCCCAUUACAGUGUGCUCCACAUCCUGAUGCCUCGUUAAUGCAUGGUUUGGAUGGAGGACUUCUCUCAAAACACUGAGGCUGGAGCUUUUCCUUCCCUUUCCCUCCCACCCUUCAACAUCUACGGGGGAUGGUGUUGGGACCGGACAGUGCUGGGUGGGAGGGUUUGCCUUGGCUGGGGACUUUCUUUUAACUAAGAGACUUCUCUGUAGAUCUAAGUCUUGGGAAGGCUCCUUUUUUUGGGCAGGAUCCCUUAAGGUCUUUCUCCUCCUUACUGGGCUGUUUGGGGGCAGACAUGGCGUCUCAGGGCGGGGCAUGGUGCG